Alligator sinensis (Chinese alligator) is the source of this 850-nucleotide messenger RNA. RefSeq names its product microtubule interacting and trafficking domain containing 1 (gene MITD1). Gene Ontology annotation, biological process: midbody abscission. The record is from RefSeq and is a predicted model, not a curated record. The coding region runs from base 349 to 804 and encodes 151 amino acids. Gene Ontology annotation, cellular component: midbody. Lineage: Eukaryota; Metazoa; Chordata; Crocodylia; Alligatoridae. The transcript has 6 exons.
UUCCAGCUCCUGAAGGGUCAGUUUAUUUGGAGAAGUGUCCCUUGACAAGCAUCCAGUGCAUUUAGCAUGGAAACCACUAAAUGAAGUAUCUCAGUGUGCUUAAAGAAGCCCAUCUGAGAUGAACACAAUAAAAUAUGAAAAGCAUGAAUUACGUUACAUUCUUUGAAAACUAGUGUGUGAAUCUGAUGUCUUUUUUGCUUCGCAGCAACAAAGGAUGAAACAAAAAAAUCUCAUUACAGACAAAAAAUAACUGAGUACAUUAAUAGAGCUGAACAGAUUAAGAAGCAUAUUGAAAAAGAGAUAGAAGAUGGUAAAUACCACAAGCAAAUUAAAAUUGAAGAGGAUGCAAUGGGUUUUAGCUACGAAAAACUAUUUCAAGAGUACCUUAAUGAGACAGUUACAGAAGUUUGGGUAGAGGAUCCUUAUAUUAGGCAUGUUCAUCAGUUGUACAACUUCUUAAGAUUCUGUGAGAUGCUUGUUAAAGGGCCCUGCAAAGUGAAAACAAUCCAUCUCCUCACUUCUUGUGGUGAAGGCAGUGAAAAGAGUCAGCAAACAAGUGCCCUAGAAGAGAUACAACAAUCGGUAAAGAACUGUGGAAUAAAACUGGAUGUCUCCUUUUCACCUUCAAUUCAUGACCGAGAAAUUAGGUUCAACAAUGGAUGGAUGGUCAAGAUUGGAAGGGGACUUGAUUAUUUUAAGAAACCUCAAGCUCGGUUUAGCAUCGGAUACUGUGACUUUGAUUUGAGGCCAUGUCAUGAAACCACAGUGGAUAUCUUUCAUACUAAACAUACAAAGAAAAUAUGACCAAAUAUUUCUCUUCCUAUUACUGUGUUUAAAAGCUUAAUACAGC